UACUCCAUUUGGACUGCUCUCUGGGUCACAUGGAAUGUUUUCAUUAUCUGCUUUUAUUUGGAAGUAGGUGGUCUAUCUAAGGAAACAGAUCUCAUGACCUUUAACAUCUCAAUGCAUCGAUCUUGGUGGCGAGAACAUGGGCCUGGCUGCAUACGAAGAGUGGUGCGCCCUUCAGCUCCUGGAAUCAUAGAUGAUGUUUCCUAUGUCUCUGUGACAGGUUGCAUAAUUGACUUUCAGUACUUAGAAGUUAUUCAUAGUGCCAUCCAAAUUCUACUCUCCUUGAUUGGCUUUGUUUAUGCCUGUUAUGUGAUUAGUGUUUUUAUGGAAGAAGAGGACAGCAGUAAAUACUGA
Protobothrops mucrosquamatus (brown spotted pit viper) is the source of this 351-nucleotide messenger RNA. It is a transcript of the gene NKAIN3, whose product is annotated as sodium/potassium transporting ATPase interacting 3. Gene Ontology annotation, biological process: regulation of sodium ion transport. The annotation marks the transcript as partial. Lineage: Eukaryota; Metazoa; Chordata; Lepidosauria; Squamata; Viperidae. The record is from RefSeq and is a predicted model, not a curated record. The transcript is spliced from 3 exons.